CUGCUAUCAAAAUCUCUCCUUUCGGUAAGAUCUUGCAGCUUGCUGAACAUCCGAAGUGUGAUAACUUUUUCCUGAACGUUUCCUGGCAGGCUUCGUUGGUUCGUUGUCGCCGAUGAGGACUAUGAGGCAGAUGGUGGACGCCAUGGACAGAGUGUUCGAGGACACGUUUGCUUUCCCUGGGACAUCGACGGGGGAUAUCAGGACGCCAUGGGAUGUUAAGGAAGAUGAGGCGGGGUUGAAGAUGAGAUUCGACAUGCCGGGGUUGUCGAAGGAGGAGGUGAAGGUGUUUGUAGAGGAUGACGUGCUGGUUAUCAGAAGCGAGCAAAGAGAAGAGAACGGUGAGAGUAAGGAAGGGGGAGAAGGAUGGAGGAGAAGCGGCUCUAGAGUCUACGAAAUGCGGGUGGCUCUGCCGGAGGAAUGCGUGAAGGAGAAAGUGAAGGCGGAGUUCAAGAACGGGGUGUUGAUCGUCGAUGUUCCGAAAAUUAAUGUGGAGCGCAAGGUUACUGAGGUUGAGGUUCAGUGAGCUCUGCAACUGGUGGGUUGCUGGUGCUAGAUUUUAUGUUGGCUAACUUUGUUAAGUAAAAAUAACGCAUCGCCAUGCUUUGUGGAGCGCAGGCUAUUUUUUUUCCCUUUCAAGUGCCUUGGAGUGUUUGAGUAGAACGUGAAAAAGUUUUGAUUUGUAACUUCUUGAUUUUCGAUUCGCUAUUGUUAAAAAAAAAAAUGUGUAGUGAUUUUGGCAAUAUUCUGUACUGUUUUAAUAAUAUAUUACGUUAGUUAAAAUAA
This is a messenger RNA of Dendrobium catenatum, 783 nucleotides long. Its product is annotated as 26.7 kDa heat shock protein, chloroplastic. The transcript has a single exon. Gene Ontology annotation, biological process: response to heat. Lineage: Eukaryota; Viridiplantae; Streptophyta; Magnoliopsida; Asparagales; Orchidaceae. The coding region runs from base 113 to 523 and encodes 136 amino acids. The record is from RefSeq and is a predicted model, not a curated record.